AUGGACUUAAACUCAGGAUUAUCUAGUCCAGAAAAGCAAGAGCCACAUGUAUGGAGCCACAAGUACAGUGUGAGCCAAGAAGGUCUGGCACAAUCUCCGGACCCUGUUACCAUUGACUCGAUUUACGACGCCGAUAUAUUCUACAAUCAAGCCUGGAGUGACUAUUUGAAAGAUAAUUCCCAUCUCGAAACUUGUAAUACACCUCAACCCGGCCCAUUGUUUGUUCAGGAUGGAGUCGCAAUGGAUGGCUCUCCAUUGCCAUUAGUUACCGACCAGCUUUUCCCAGACAUUUGGAACUCGCCACUCCCAACUGAACUUGUUGAAUCUUUAAAUGGCUCCUCACCGAGCAAUGCAUCAACAGCACCCAGCAGGGCAUUUAAUUUCCCAUUCCAAGCCAAUCUCCGUGAUCAAGAAAUGAACCUGGACCAUGGUGCAUCAUAUCCGAAGCAGCUUGAUUAUCAGGAACAGUCACCAGCUACUUAUGCGUCGAACCCCCAGCCUAGUUUGCCUCGACGAAGAAGUCGUUAUUUCAACAAUGUGCCAAAUUCGAGGAACAAAGACGGCCUUUCGUACGAUUCAAAUGAAGUCGGGCUAGACCCAAUGCAGCGGUGGCAAGAGAACUCCCCUGAGAACGAGGCAGCCUCAGUCACGGCUAUCAUAAAUGCUAUGCAGGAGACGCCGGGGGUCCAUCGUACUCGCCAACCAAGUCGUGGCCGUGGUCGGGGGCCAGUUUCAAGCCGAUCUCGCCGGUCGGCCUCGGCCACAAGUCGCGGGUCGAGUGCGUCAUCCACAGAUUCGGCAUGGUCGACUACCAGUUACUCACCGCGUACUCGAGCCCGUCGGCCACAUGCCCGUUUGAACAAGGCCCAGUCAGAUAACGGCAAGCCUCGAUUAUUCUGCUGCACCUUCUGUUGUGAUCGCUUUGGGACCAGAUACGAAUGGGUUCGACAUGAAAAAUCGCUUCAUUUAAAUCUGGAAGCAUGGUAUUGCGCCCCACUUGGGCCUUCGGUUCUAUCUCUGAUUACUGGCAAAGAGUUCUGUGCUUACUGUAAUGAGACAGAGCCAUCCAAGGAACAUUUGGUUAUGCAUAACUAUGAUGCCUGUCAGAAUAUUGAUAAUGAGCAUCGCUCCUUCCGCCGAAAAGAUCAUCUUGUACAACACCUUCGCCAUGUGCAUCAAGUACAAGAUUUACCUCCCCUGGAUGAUUGGAAGAAAGAGAUGAAGAAUUUUGUGUCCCGAUGUGGUUUCUGCGACCAGACUCUGGAUAAUUGGGAUAUACGUGUUUCUCACUUAUCUCAGCACUUUCGCAAUGGGCUUACGAUGAAGGAUUGGAAGGGAGAUCAUGGGUUCCCUCCGCAUAUUGUUGAGCAACUUCGGAACGCGUACCCACCUUACCUUCUUGGCUGGGAGUCAGAGUGCAUGAUCCCGUUUUCUGCUACAAAUAGCGAUGUGGGAAAACAAUAUGCGCAUCUACUGUCAGCGACCGACUUUGCCGAUGUUCACGAGCAAGCUGGGCCCACGCAUACAGAAAUUGCAGGAGACGAUAAGGCUGACCCACAACUUCCUCAGUUUCUCGAUAUAUUUACUCGUCAUUUGAGUCAGUAUGCUCAAAGACAAAUGGAACAUGGUGUUGUCCCAACGGAUGAGAUGUUUCAAAGAGAGGCCCGAAAAGUGCUCUUCAGCAGCGAAGAUGCUUGGGAUCAGACCAUUGCGGAUAACUCAGACUGGUUGUCUGCAUUUCGGAAAUUGCAUUUACAACCCACUGGGAGCUCAGUGAAUAUUCCCUGA
Molecule: messenger RNA, 1788 nt
Organism: Penicillium angulare
Lineage: Eukaryota; Fungi; Ascomycota; Eurotiomycetes; Eurotiales; Aspergillaceae
Exons: 1
Coding region: 1-1788 (595 amino acids)
Source: RefSeq, a predicted model, not a curated record